AUGGACUCUCAACAACGCCCCGCCCGGAAGCCUCGCCCGCUCUUCAACAUCUUCCGCAAGAACAAGCCUGUUGAUGUGCCUCCACCCAUAACAACUCUUGGGUCAGGCACAACUGCUGUUCUGAUGUCUUCUAUCGUCACCUCGGAUGAUCCUUACGCUCCUCAUCCUUCCAUACGCUCGCCACGCUCACCCGAUCCUCGCAACCGUUACCACCAAACGAUAGCUAAUAUACAACCACAACCACAACCACAGCCACAACCACAAAAACAAUCAGAUAUUCGUCAAGAGCGCUCAACUCCUAAUGAUAAACCAAGCGGCAGGCCCCGCUCAAAAUCAGUUGGCAGAGAAGCUCAGCGUGCUCCCCCUCGUCUAUGCCAUCGAAGUCUAACCGCCCGCGAACAAACACUAUACAAACUAUGCCAAAAUGAGCAGCCUACACCGGCCAGUCUAGCCAAUACCCCCCUCUCGCCCUCUCCGUCUCCCUCUCCGUCCCCUUCUCGAUCUGCAAAAAGACUACAAACGCCAGCAGCACCGCCAGUUCCUCCAAUUCCAGCCCAUCACCAGUCGCCUCUGAUGACGCCAAUGAGCCCUCUCAGUCCAAACUUUGCUGUCCCUAUUAGCCCGAUUCCUAUGCCAUCUCUUCGCAAAGCAUCAUCAGCCCGCGAUCUGCGAAAGAUCACUCGACAUCAACAAGAGGCUCAACAGCCGGCUCUGCACACAAUGCCCACACUUCCCCCGAUCAUAAACGCCAAUAUGAACCGAUCAAAAUCUCUCAAUGCACCCAAAAAGACAUCUAGACGGCCUAAAGCUAGCAAUAAUAGCAAUAACGGCGAUGAUGAUGAUGACAUGCCACUUGCAUCAACUCUUCUUCGACAGGCAAAGGCUAAUCGAUCACUCUUAAAUGACGAAGAAGAGGAGGAUGACAAGGAUUUGGUUCCUAUAGCGACAUUGUCUGACUGUAGCCCACACAGAAGUCCUCCGGUAGGACUAAAGUCUGCUGCAGCAAAGUACAAGGAAAAAGUGAAGGAAAGACUUCAAUUGGAUGAUGAUGACAUGCCUAUCCAGAUCGCACGGAUGAGAUCGAGGAACCCAUUGGGGGGAGGAGUAGGAGUAGGAGCCGGCGUGUCUGACCAUCAUAACCAUCAUCAAUGGAUGCCCCAGCCAGUAAAAUAA
This is a messenger RNA of Phycomyces blakesleeanus NRRL 1555(-), 1173 nucleotides long. RefSeq lists its product as hypothetical. The coding region runs from base 1 to 1173 and encodes 390 amino acids. The transcript has a single exon. NCBI's taxonomy places the organism in Eukaryota, Fungi, Mucoromycota, Mucoromycetes, Mucorales, Phycomycetaceae. The record is from RefSeq and is a predicted model, not a curated record.